CGAUAUUGUUUGUAAUUUCAUAGUCAGUGAAGCUCGAGAACGCAGCAACAUUCCCACAAGCUUUGCUCGCCAUGGCAGUAGCUUCAGCUUUUACUGCAUCUCUCUGUUUCUCUGUCUCUUCGCACAAUAGAGCAUCAUCCGUUCCUCAGCUUUCUCGCCGAAAUUCACGCAGGUCGAUAGUUUCUGCCAUCCCGAGACCGUAUGGAGACUCUUCAACAAUUGGAUUAUCGAGCAAAACAGUUGGGACACCUUUAAACCUUGACGAAGAUUUUCUUCACACCAGUACAAGUUAUGGACCUAUAAUGGCCAAGAAAGGCAAUCCACCAAUUAUGCCUGCAGUGAUGACACCAGGAGGGCCUUUGAAUCUCUCUUCUGUGUUAUUUAGGAAUCGUAUCAUAUUUAUUGGUCAACCCAUCAACUCUGCCGUUGCACAGCGAGUUAUAUCACAGCUCGUGACACUAGCAACCAUUGAUGAGGAGUCGGAUAUCCUGGUAUAUCUGAAUUGCCCUGGUGGAAGUACGUACUCAAUAUUAGCAAUUUAUGAUUGCAUGUCUUGGAUAAAGCCUAAGGUUGGCACAGUGUGCUUCGGAGUUGCUGCAAGCCAAGGGGCUCUUCUCCUUGCAGGUGGAGAAAAGGGAAUGCGCUAUGCUAUGCCAAAUUCUCGAAUUAUGAUACAUCAGCCACAAAGUGGAUGUGGGGGUCAUGUGGAAGAUGUUAGACGCCAAGUCAAUGAAGCAGUUCAAUCACGCCAUAAAGUUGACAUGAUGUAUGCUGCAUUUACUGGCCAACCAUUAGAGAAAGUACAACAAUACACGGAGAGGGAUCGGUUUUUGUCUGUUUCUGAGGCUUUGGAGUUUGGGCUUAUCGACGGUGUGCUCGAAACAGAAUACUGAGUUUGGAUUUGGCGAACUCUGAUCAUUCAUCAGCUAUAUGUGCACUAUACAGUGCUUUGAUUAUGCAGAACUUAACUUCUGAAUGGGGCUCAUCCAUGCUUUGAUACAGAACAAUCAAAUUUUCAGGCACGUGCAUCUUUUCACUGGUAAACUCUCAAAUCCUCCGAAUCAAUGCACAUGAGCUGUUGUUUGAGAACACAAUGAUUUAUUUGCAGCCAAGUCGAUAUUUAAUGCCAUUCUUGUCAAAAUUCCUGUUCUUCAAAUUGUCUUCUUGGACUGUCACCUUGGCUAGGGCCUGAACAUGAUUAGAGUAUACUGAAAUCAUGUUUGAAAGCUACGGUCAGAUUUAAGAUUGUCUUUUUAAAUAAGACUACUUUGAACUGCAUAAUACCUUACUAUCUACACUGUUUCUGU
Cucurbita maxima (winter squash) is the source of this 1307-nucleotide messenger RNA. RefSeq names its product ATP-dependent Clp protease proteolytic subunit 6, chloroplastic. Gene Ontology annotation, molecular function: ATP-dependent peptidase activity; serine-type endopeptidase activity; ATPase binding. Gene Ontology annotation, cellular component: endopeptidase Clp complex. The record is from RefSeq and is a predicted model, not a curated record. The coding region runs from base 72 to 893 and encodes 273 amino acids. NCBI's taxonomy places the organism in Eukaryota, Viridiplantae, Streptophyta, Magnoliopsida, Cucurbitales, Cucurbitaceae. The transcript has 9 exons. Gene Ontology annotation, biological process: protein quality control for misfolded or incompletely synthesized proteins.